AUGCUCAACACGCUUCCCAAGCCCACGCGCGACCUACUUGAACUCGCAAGAGAAGAAAAGAGCUUUACGUUUAAUCACUUCACGUGUGAACAUGCCUGGGUGAUAGGAAACAUACUACGAAAUUCGCUCCGAACCGCUGAAUGCCCCGCCCUCAUCCACAUAUCGAUAGCGAAUCAGACCCUCUUCCACUCCCCGAGCCUGCCUGGCAUGAUGCCCGAUCACGAGAAGUGGGCGGAGAGAAAGCGGAAUACCGUGCUGAGAUGGGGCCACUCGACGUGGUUCGUGAGCUGUCAGUUUGAUGGCGACUUCAAGAAGUUCACAGACCAUCAUGCCAUGAGUGGAGAUGAACGGUCAAUGUAUACACUUGAAGGAGGCGGAUAUCCUGUGUUUGUGAAGGGCGUCGAGGGUGUCGUCGGCACAAUUGUUAUAGUAGGCUUGGGUAUGGAUAGCCAACAGUCACAUGGGGUUGUUAUCAAGGCGGUCGAAGAGUACAAGGAUCUGAGGGAGGGCUUCAGAAGCCCAAUGAGAAGUACAACGAUUAAAUGA
This is a messenger RNA of Pyrenophora tritici-repentis Pt-1C-BFP, 546 nucleotides long. RefSeq lists its product as uncharacterized. NCBI's taxonomy places the organism in Eukaryota, Fungi, Ascomycota, Dothideomycetes, Pleosporales, Pleosporaceae. The record is from RefSeq and is a predicted model, not a curated record. Gene Ontology annotation, cellular component: TRC complex. Gene Ontology annotation, biological process: post-translational protein targeting to endoplasmic reticulum membrane.